Messenger RNA from Populus euphratica (Euphrates poplar), 2651 nucleotides. Its product is annotated as AP2-like ethylene-responsive transcription factor ANT. The transcript has 9 exons. The record is from RefSeq and is a predicted model, not a curated record. Lineage: Eukaryota; Viridiplantae; Streptophyta; Magnoliopsida; Malpighiales; Salicaceae. Gene Ontology annotation, molecular function: DNA-binding transcription factor activity; DNA binding. Bases 286 to 2304 code for a protein of 672 amino acids. Gene Ontology annotation, biological process: regulation of DNA-templated transcription.
AGGGCAAGAGAAGGGUUUUUUUUUUUUUUUUGCUAGUGUGUGAGUGGAUAGAGUGAAGAGCUGUGAGUCAGGUAAAAAAAAAGUUCUCGUGCAAUGAGUUCUGGCUGCUAGACAACAAAAAACCAAGCUUCACAUAGGAGGAGGCAAGAGAUUUUGGUAUGAUUAGUUUAUUUCUUUGCCAAUGAUUGAGUUGCCUUGCAACAAGUGAGAGACACUUCUAGGGAACCUCUGGAAGUAAGAAAAGGAAGAGAGAGAGAGAGAGAGGUAGAGUGAAAGAAAUUGAAGAUGAAAUCUAUGAGUAUUAAUAACAAUGGAAGUAAUAAUAACUGGUUAGGCUUCUCUCUUUCGCCCCAUAUGAAAAUGGAGGCUGCUUCUGAAUCCCAACAUCAUCAUCAGUACCAUCAUCAAACCCAAACCCAAACUCAUGCUCCUGCUCCUGCUGCUGAUUCUGUUUCUGCUGCCGUUCCAACAAGUUUCUAUCUUUCUACUUCUCUCUUCAACAGUUCUGGAAUCUGUUUUGGAGUUGGAGAAAAUGGUGGCUUUCACUCUCCUUUGUCUGUUAUGCCCCUCAAAUCUGACGGCUCUCUUUGUAUCAUGGAAGCUCUCACUAGAUCACAGCCUGAAGGAAUGGUGUCGAGUCUAUCACCAAAACUGGAGGACUUCCUAGGUGGUGCAACCAUGGAAAGUCAUCAUUACAGUAGCCAUGAAAGGGAAGCCAUGGCCUUAAGUCUAGACAGCAUAUAUUACCAGCAAAGCUCAGAGCCAGAAACUAAUGGACAACAUUCUCUCAACCUUCAUGAACCAUAUAGGCAGCAAGACCAACAGUUUUCAGUUCAAACCCACCCAUAUUAUUCUGGAAUAGCAUGCCAAGGAUUGUAUCAGGCCCCACUGGAGGGAGAAACCAAGGGUACUCAGCUUGCAGAUUGUAAUUCACCUAUUCCUCUAAUGGGAGACGAUGAGCUGCCUCGCUUGAAACACUGGGUUGCUAGACACUAUUCCUCGCCAAAUGCACUGGAGCAGCAGAUUAAUAGUGGCAUGGUUAAUGAUAGUGGGGCUUCUUGUUCUGCUAGUGCUGUAGGUUGUGGGGAUUUACAGUCUCUCAGCUUGUCUAUGAGCCCUGGUUCGCAGUCAAGCUGCAUUACAGCUCCAAGGCAGAUCUCACCUGCUGGCACUGAGUGUGUGGCCAUAGAAACAAAGAAGCGAGGCCCUGUAAAAGGGGGUCAAAAACAGCCUGUUCAUAGGAAGUCUAUUGACACAUUUGGCCAAAGAACAUCACAGUAUAGAGGCGUUACAAGACACAGAUGGACUGGUAGAUAUGAAGCCCAUCUCUGGGACAAUAGUUGUAAGAAGGAAGGCCAGACCAGGAAAGGAAGGCAAGUUUAUCUGGGGGGUUAUGAUAUGGAAGAGAAAGCUGCAAGGGCUUAUGAUCUUGCUGCCCUUAAGUACUGGGGACCUUCAACUCAUAUAAAUUUUCCGUUAGAAAAUUACCAGGAAGAACUUGAAGAAAUGAAAAACAUGGGCCGCCAGGAAUAUGUUGCACAUCUACGGAGAAAAAGUAGUGGGUUUUCUAGGGGGGCCUCAAUCUACAGAGGAGUAACAAGGCAUCACCAGCAUGGAAGAUGGCAAGCAAGGAUAGGCAGGGUUGCAGGAAACAAGGACCUUUAUCUUGGGACGUUCAGCACCCAAGAGGAAGCUGCUGAAGCUUAUGAUAUUGCUGCGAUCAAAUUUCGGGGGGUUAAUGCUGUGACAAACUUUAACAUAACAAGAUAUGAUGUUGAUAGGAUCAUGGCCAGCAACACGCUUCUAGCUGGAGAACUAGCCAGGCGAACCCGAGACACAGAAUCUAGCAUUGAGGCCAUUGACUAUAACACAUCAACACAGAACAAUUGUGUUUUAUACCAAUCUCCGCAGGAACAGCCAAAUGCUAGUGGAGAAUCUCUUGAUCAGAAGUCAAUGAGUGCUGGGAAUUAUCGAAGCACCUCUUUCUCAGUGGCAGUGCAAGAUCUUAUGGGUAUGGAUCAUUCAGUGAACUCUAGCCAGCUAGAGGUAGAUGAAUCAGCCAAGCUAGGAACUCAUCUCUCGAACCCCUCAUCUUUGGUGACCAGUUUGAGCAGCAGCUCUAGAGAAGCUAGCCCUGACAAGACUGGAACCCCUGUGCUCUUUGCUAAACCUCCACGGGCAUCAAAGUUCAUAGGCCCUACAACCAGCGUUACCCCUUGGAUCCAAGCAGCAGCAGCCCAAUUGAGGCCAGCAGGAAUCUCCAUGGCUCACUUGCCAGUUUUUGCUGCAUGGAAUGAUACCUAAAGCCUUCCUUUUGCGGUUCCCAUGUGGAGUUUUUGCAUGAACCAAGGAAAAGGAAGAGUUACUGUUUAAGGAGGGGUGUAGGCAGGAAUUUUCAAGAUGUUUUUUCUUUUUAGGAGUGUUAGUGGAGGAAACUGGGGAUUAAUGAAAGACAAGGGUGGGGGCCAGUAAUUUGUAUGUAACCCUUGUGGAAGAAACUUUGUCAAAUUGACCUUUUGGGCUCGAUAUUGGAAUGAACAUUUUGCAAAAUGGAGAGAAGGGAUAGAGAAGUAGUAGUCUCAUGAUUAAAUUCUGUGCUGUGGAAAUGAUGUCGUCAAUGUAGUAGUAAGUGGCUGGCCCUUCAUAUAUUA